UUUGCUUUCUUGUGCCCUCUUUUUUCUCCCUCCAUUAUCAGUGCCUCUUUCCAGCCCUCCUCACUUCUGGCCACUGGGUCUGGGGUCCGAUCCUGUCUGGAAAAUGAUGAAUUUUCAUUGGCAGAUGCUCUACCAGAACAUUCGCCUGCCAAAAAUUCCACUGUGAGCAGUACAAAACCUGGUCAGCCACCAGAGGGCUGGCCAGGUUCCAAUCCUUGGAAUAACCCAAGUGCUCCACCUUCUGUGCCAUCUGGACUUCCACCAAGUGCAUCACCCUCUAGUGUGCCUUUUGGACCUGCACCCACAGGAAUAUAUCCCCCAGUGCCUGCUGGACCACCCCCUGGACCUCCAGCACCCUUUCCUCCCUCUGGACUAUCUUGUUCUCCACUUGGUGGUUCUUAUCCAAUUCCAUCCGUGCCAGGUCCUGGCCCUACAGGGCCAUAUCCUACACCAAACAUGCCUUUUCCAGACCUUCCAAGACCUUAUGGCACACCCACAGAUCCAGCUACAGCUGGUCCCCUAGGGCCAUGGGGAUCCAUGUCUUCUGGACCGUGGACUCUAGGAAUGGGAGGGCAGUAUCCUACACCUAAUGUGCCAUAUCCAUCUGCAGGGCCAUAUCCUACUCCUCCCCAAGCACCACCAACAGCACCACCUUACUUCCAAGUGAGUAAGCUCACUUACUUCCACCAGAAUGAUAUCUAG
Molecule: messenger RNA, 702 nt
Organism: Monodelphis domestica (gray short-tailed opossum)
Lineage: Eukaryota; Metazoa; Chordata; Mammalia; Didelphimorphia; Didelphidae
Source: RefSeq, a predicted model, not a curated record